Messenger RNA from Scatophagus argus, 4326 nucleotides. It is a transcript of the gene cyb561d1, whose product is annotated as probable transmembrane reductase CYB561D1. Bases 890 to 1588 code for a protein of 232 amino acids. Gene Ontology annotation, molecular function: transmembrane monodehydroascorbate reductase activity. The transcript has 3 exons. The record is from RefSeq and is a predicted model, not a curated record. Lineage: Eukaryota; Metazoa; Chordata; Actinopteri; Scatophagidae.
GUAACCACACCGCCAUCUAAAAAUAAAUAAACAAAACAAGCGAGGAAAUUGAAAAGCAGGUACAAGACGUGAAGCAUCUCGCUUCUGCCACACUCUUCAAUUGUGAUUCCUAUCAGGCAGGAAGUGCAAGUCGAAACACGAGCCGUCAGCAGAGAUAUUUGGAUGUUUACAAUCUCUAUCAUUUGUAACCUGGUAAGACCUAUCGCUUUGGUUUCAAAAAAAUGUGGGAGGUGCACGUGAGACGUUCAAUAAGUAACCAGCAGACAGGACGAGGACGACCCAUAGCAGGCCUGUCUGAUGGUGUAUGAAGCCGGGGGAGGGACCGCACAGUUUCCACUCGUGAUGGUGACGUUCCUGCGUGUAAUACAUUGACCAGCCUAGUUCUUAAUCCAUUGCCGGACCACAUUUACCUCGGAGGGAUUAUUACACGCCGCCCGCCAGUGUUUCGUCAAGUCCGCGGAAACUAGCCAAGCGUAAACCUGGAACUGUUCUCCUUUGGGUAGGCAGAAACUACACGGAUACACUGUUUACAUCCCCUAAGCAUUUAUUUUAGCCCUAGAUUAUAUCCGAUGCACAGUUCAGUAGCUGGGAUUUAUUAGAUUAGGCAGACUGGAUUGUUAUGAUAGCUUUUACAUGAACGCAAAAUGUAUUUUAAAACACACCGGAAGUACAAUGUAAUACUGCGUUGCUGUUUUACUGUGUCUAACUUGACUUAGGUCAUGCUCAUCGGAUCGCCUGUCUUCUCUGUGGUCGUCCGGCUCUUCCUCCGUAACUAAGUGACUAUGGAGCUCGUGCAGCGUUCAGUCACAGCACGCGCAGUGUCUCUCCUCUUCAGCGCACCUUCCACGUUCUCCAGAGUCGGCAGGUAGCCGGUCAGGUGGUGAGCGGCAUGCGGUCCGAUGUGGAGUACAGCCCGGUGGGAGAGGGGCUGGGGAUGCGGGACUUCUGGCUGUACGUGUGGCUGCGGAGGGCGGCGGUGAUAGCCGCUCACGUCACCGGCCUUGGCCUGACCCUCAUCAUCUUCCUGCUGUCCAGACCCGGAACCAGUCUGUUUUCGUGGCAUCCAGUGUUAAUGUCUUUUGCAUACUGCCUGUGUAUGACCGAAGGAAUCCUCCUCUUCUCGGCUGAAGGAUCUCCUUUCUGCUGCAAAUCUCGGAAGGUUAAAGUCCGUCUUCACUGGUUCUGUCAGGCCCUGGUACUAAUAGCUGCAGCCACCGGGCUGGGCUUCAUGGUGGCCAGCAAGAAUGUAUCAGAGCGCCCCCAUCUGGUCACCUGGCACAGUAUGCUGGGCAUCUGCACCGUGGCCGCCACCGUGCUCCAAGCAGCUUGCGGCAUCUGCGUGCUCUUUCCUAAGCUGCUGCGUCUCUCUUCUUUGCCAAGGCUGAAGCUGUACCACGCCACCUGUGGCCUGGUUGUCUACCUGUUGGCUACAGUCACUGUCAUGUCAGCCAUGUUCUCAGACUGGUUCCAGGCCACAGUGAAAGGAGUGGCCUGGUGGGCCUUUCUCCUGCUGCCCCUCUUCCCCGCCCUAGUGGUGAUGAACCAGAUCACUAAUGCCUACCUACCCCGCAAGAAGAUCACCAGCUAAGAGGCACAUUUGCUUUAUUCUGUAAGGGGCCUUGUUGGAAAUACAAUUUACUGUAAGGCUCAAAUAAUCAAGAAUUUCCCUUCAGGGAUAAAUAAAGGAAUUCUGAUUCUGAGAUGGAAGCAAAGUUCUCCAUUAAAGCAGCUUGGAGGGAAAGCUCAUAGGACAGAACUGUAUGUCAGUCAAACAGAGACUCCACUUCCUGGUGCUAAGAAGUUGCUGCUCUUGCUAAUAUUGACAGCCCAGAUGGAGCACAGCAACAGCAAAAGCUGCUCAGUGCUGUUCCAGACUUCAUUCCAGGUUUGAGUUUGAGAGUCUGGAAAACUAGCUUCAGGUCCUACCACAACUCACACUGCCACAGCCAUACGUACCUUCUGAUGUGGACCCAUCUUGAGUCAGUAGAGAGAUCUACAUCUUCUAGAGAAGAUCAAGAUCUAGAGAAGCUCCUUGACUCCUGCUAUAACUUGAGUUUUGCACAACUCUUACUAGAGCACAGCUGUACAAGCUUUGACAGAGUGAGGUCAUCCUUGAGAAAAAGCACACCAUCCUGUGGACAGAUCAUGCUGCUUCAAGGGACUUGAAUUUCAAGAGCACACAGAUCCUUGUAACCGGCAUUAUGUGGACUGUGCAAGGAACGAAGCCAAGUAGAUGGAGCCAGGGGCCAUCAUUUGACAUGGAACUGGUCAAUUCAGCCUUCUGUGGAAUCACCUCUGCUACCCUCACAAAUCCAUGCCUUUGUAGAUAAAAAGCAUGAGAUGAUAAAAACAUGGUUUUGUGGCAAAGCUAUCUGAGGGGAAGUUUUGUUGAAUUUUGUUGAAUUGCUUGCUAAAAUUUUUGUCAGUUUGUGGAGCCAGAAAAUCCUCAUUUGGCAAAUGGGCAGAGUCUUAGGUUAGACAUGCAAAUCUCAAACACUGCAUUUGACUCUGAUCAGUUGUGCUCACCAAUGAUCAGUUUGUACUCUCGAAGUGACAGUUUGUCUGUACAAAUUUGUACCCUCAAAUUAUUUAUUUGUGCACACAGAGUGUUCAAUUUCAUCAGUCUAUUGAAUGUGUGAAGUCAUUGUACCAGUACUAAUUGAUGCUGCACUUUGCUGUGUGUAGUGCAACGAUUGAAGUUUUAGCAGCACGCUAGUAGCUGUAUUUUAUUGUGGAGAAUCAUUACAUAUAUUCCAUUUGAUGAAUGAAGACAUUUUUUAGAAGUAUUUUUGUUGUACAUACAAAAAUACAAAUUUGGGGAAUAAAAAGUUACUAUUUGGGCAAUAUGCAUUACUAGAUUAUGUGCACAAAUGGAAAGAAAAAAAGUCUUCACUUCUGAGUUUUCUUAGAGCUAGCAUCUACUGGUCAGUAACAGAACAGUAACUAAAUGUGGCGCCUGCUGUUUAUGUGCUAUUUGUUUGGUUUUUUUUUGUCAUUGUGUACUUGUGACCCCUGUCCCUUUAGUGGUCAUUUGCUAGCCUCUGUCUUCGUGUUUUAUUUGCUUUUGUCAUCAGUGGGUAACACGAACAUGCACUCAAUCUUGUGCUGCUUUGACGGUCAAGGCAAAGGCAGAAGCUUUGUAUUGGCAAAUGUGUCAUCAGUCACAUCACUCCAGCUAAUGCAAAGCUAAUGCAAAUUAAACCAGUCCCACCAUACGUAGGCUUCAAGUUUUGUUCAGUCAAGUUUGUCAGUUUGCUCAAUAUUCAGCAAGUCUAUCUGGGAAAAGACCUGUUCCAGUCACUAGACUUUUCCAUCUAGUUCAGAGCUACAGUUGUUAGUAAAUUAAAACUUCCUUUAAUGUGAACAUCGGAACGCUUUGAUUUUUCUGAAGUUCUCUUCUAUCCAGAGGAGAUGAUAAACCUCAGCUUCUUGCCACCCAUUAAGUACCACCAAUCAAAAUCUUAUGGAACUACUUAUAGAUUUCUACAACCAUCUUAAAGAAACAGUUCACCCCAAAAUCAAAAAUACACAUUUUACCUCUAACCUGUAGCAGCUAGUGAAAAUAGGCCUCUAGGAAAGCAGCUGCAGGUUAUUUCAUUGCAUAACAAUGAGGACAAUACUGAGUGAGGGCCUGCUGGAACAGAUGAAUGAGGACUAUUUUUAAACAGUGUUAGAGAACCUGAUGGACAGAGAGCUGUUAGAUGCACUGAUCCUCCAGCGUCUGGCCUCUUUGUCUUAUUCACUGCCGGCUUUAUGUAAACAAAUCUGUAAUAUUUCAUUUUGUAAUUAAUAGAUAGCGCAUUAAAAAUCAUUGCAAAGUCUUCAGACUGCAAACAGUGGUAUCCAUGGCGUCUGUAAUAAACAAAAUAUUGAAUGAUAGCUCAGUGUAUCUUGGUUCUCCAGAAGCCCUCGUCACAUGUAAAAUGCACUGAGUCCUGGAAAAUUGUUUCUGCUGGUAGAAAAGUGAGUUCUUCUUGUGGGCUGGUUUCACUGGAGCUCAGAUGUUAAACAUGCAAUGCGAUAAAUGCUCAGAAGUUUUAAGUACCAGAUUUUUUAAGUCAGAUUUUCCUCAGCAGUCACAGGUUGAGAUUUAAUAUGAAUUUUGUAAUUUCACUUUCAGAGGCUUUAGAGAAUUUAUUUCCCGCCUCAUUAAAUGUUGCAAAUAUUCUACAACAUUCUGCUGAGCACAAUUCGCUCACUAACGUUUUCUUUGUUUAACUUACUACUCAGGACUUUGCUGUUUGAGCCUGUUGAGUGUAUGAGGCAUUCAGAAUGUAGGCUGUCAGGCUGCCUGUGAACUGUCUGUAAUAAAGUGAAUUUUUAUCA